This is a messenger RNA of Erinaceus europaeus (western European hedgehog), 930 nucleotides long. It is a transcript of the gene CHCHD6, whose product is annotated as coiled-coil-helix-coiled-coil-helix domain containing 6. The transcript is spliced from 8 exons. The record is from RefSeq and is a predicted model, not a curated record. The coding region runs from base 66 to 755 and encodes 229 amino acids. NCBI's taxonomy places the organism in Eukaryota, Metazoa, Chordata, Mammalia, Eulipotyphla, Erinaceidae. Gene Ontology annotation, cellular component: MICOS complex; mitochondrion. Gene Ontology annotation, biological process: cristae formation; DNA damage response.
GGGCCGUCGCCGGGCGUCUGUCUGGUUGCUCUGGAGCCGGUCUGCGUGGCCGCCCGCCGCCCGCCAUGGGGAGCAGCGAGAGCAGCGAGGGCCGCAGGGUGUCCUUCGGAGUGGACGAGGAGGAGCGGGUCCGGGUCCUGCAGGGCAUCCGGCUGUCUGAAAACGUGGUGGACCGCAUGAAGGAUCCCUGCCAGCCUUCUAGGGCAGGGCAGCCUCUGCCUCCUCCUGUUCCUCCGCUGUCUACACCCGGCACCUGUGAAGGUCCAGAGAAAGGCUCCUCGCCACCCAGGUCAGAGGCCUCGGGGACAGAGGAUCUCCUCAAGAGGUAUAAGCAGGAGCAGGCCACACUCCAGGACGAGCUGCUCCAGGUGGCGCAGCGGGAGCGCGAGGCAGCCAGGAAGCCCCCGCAGAGUGGGGAGGGCAGCCGUGGCCCGGAGCAGCGCAAGUCAGACCAGCUGGCUCGGGAGCUGGAGAGCCGGGAGGCAGAGCUGAGGCGCCGAGAGACCUUCUAUCAGGAGCAGCUGGGGCGCAUCGAGAAGAAGAGCGCUGAGAUGUAUAGACUGUCUUCGCAGCAGUUCCACGAGGCGGCCUCGAAAGCGGAAUGCAAGAUAAAGCCCCGCAGGGUGGAGCCCGUGUGCGGGAGGCUGCAGGCCCAGCUCCUUCACUGCUACCGAGCCCACGCACAGGAGGUGCUGCUGUGCUCUGACCUGGUGAAGGCCUACCAGCACUGUGUGAGUGCCGCCCACAAGGGCUGAGGACGCCGCCCCUUGGGGCCUGCAGCGGUGCACCAGAGUGUGGGACCAGGUGUGGGACCAGAGCCCCGGCCACCGCCUCCUGCCGGACGCCUACAGUGGCCUGUGUGCCAGGAGCGUGUGUCAGGACAGUGCGUGUGCCCCCGUCCAGACCCAAUAAAGUGCUGUCGGUCCUUCA